This is a messenger RNA of Vollenhovia emeryi, 1657 nucleotides long. Its product is annotated as cytoplasmic dynein 2 light intermediate chain 1. Gene Ontology annotation, cellular component: axoneme; ciliary basal body; cytoplasmic dynein complex. Gene Ontology annotation, molecular function: dynein heavy chain binding. NCBI's taxonomy places the organism in Eukaryota, Metazoa, Arthropoda, Insecta, Hymenoptera, Formicidae. The transcript is spliced from 7 exons. The coding region runs from base 281 to 1318 and encodes 345 amino acids. Gene Ontology annotation, biological process: intraciliary transport involved in cilium assembly; intraciliary retrograde transport. The record is from RefSeq and is a predicted model, not a curated record.
CAUUCCUAAACAGCUACAUGCAUUGGGGACCGACUAUGCUCUGUUGCACUACAUUGUAUACGCAAAUGUUCUCACGCAUGUUGCACACUGAUACAUUUAUCUCUCUAUACUUAGUAAUUUAUAAAUUUACGUCAAACUGGAGCGGGCGUCUCAAACGAUCGCUUUGCCUCGUCUCCAUGGUAAUAAAAAGUAAAACAUAUCCAUAACCUGAAGAAACAUGGAGUCGUGCGAGUAGAACUGCAGUCCUCAAUAUCACUCUCCAUCCUGUUUUUUAAAAACAAUGUCUGCAGAAAAUCGCGUGGAGUCUAUGCGAGAAACUGCAUUACGGCUCGCAGUAGAAGAAGAAAAUAGACGUAAGACUGAUCCAAAUGAAACUCACGAACGAUCCAUUAUUAUCCUUGGCAGCAAGGGAGUUGGUAAAACAACAAUGGUGUAUCGAUUUCUUGAAAAAGACGAGAGACCAAAACCAACUAUAGCGAUGGAUUAUUCAUUUGGCCGUAAAACUGUGAAAAGUUUAGUGAAAAAUAUAGUGCACGUGUGGGAAGUGGGCCACUUGGCUUCUUCUUUGGUAUCUGUUGCGAUGACGGGCUCUACAUUAACACAUUCUCCUCAUCACACCGUGUUAUUAAUAAUGCUAGAUUUAUCGCGACCGGAGGAAUUAUGGUCUUCCUUUGAGGAGGCCCUUUCCGUAAUACAAAAUGGUUUGAAAAUGAGUUACGAUUCUAACACGAGUGAAGAAUUGCGGGAUAAAAGGGCAGCAGAUAGAAAGAAAGAAUUGGAACGUGGGGUUGACCCGUUUUUAAUGAAGUUGUGCAUUAUAGGUGGACGCUAUGAUGAAUUCAAGGAAUUUGAUUCGAGUAAAAAGGAAUUCAUUGGAAAGAUACUGAGAGCGACAGCUCAUAAUUUGGGUGCGAGUCUUUAUUAUUAUUCCUCUAAAGAUAAACUUCUCAUACGACGAUUCAAAGAUAUAUUGUCCCAUUACGGAUUUGGUUCUGCAUUUCCGGAGGACAAGUGUACGGAUUAUGAGAAACCGUUAAUGAUGCCGGCGGGCGUGGAUUCCUUCGGGCGAAUCGAUUUGCAAUUCCCCCAAACGAGACCAUCGGCAAUUUUAGACACUAUCAAGCAGAUCUACGUUUCACGUAUACCGCAAGUGUCGAGGAGCGAUGAAAGUACUUUGGAGGAUCCCAGUAACGACCCUAACUUUAACGAGCCUAUUAUCGACAGACUGAGAAUGCAGCGGGAAGAGGAGAUCAGCGUACUGCUGAAUGAUAUGAUGGAAGGCCGUAUGCCUAAAAUUCCCGUGCCCGAUCCAAUUUAGGGAGCACAAGUAGUUUCUUUGUGUAUUUACAUUGCGAUACUGCAACAGCAAGGGGAAAUAAUUUAUCUAACAAUUUAUAUGUAUUUUAAGCCGUAUUGUACAGAAUCGAUCAAGAAUUAUUUCGUGUAUCAAUUAUGUUGACAAUGGGUCUUUUUCUUAAGAUUAUAAUGCAUCUCGAGGCUGUAUCAUUUUCUCCUGCAAUUAAAGGUAAGAAAAACGGUGGUCUUUGUUUCUUGAAAGCAAGAUAAAUUAUUAAGAUAAGAAAAGAUUUGUAACAGUAACAUCUCUUCCCUUUAAACAAAGAAGAGAGAAAUGACAAAUAUAUGAAGAUAUGAUUGA